Messenger RNA from Macrosiphum euphorbiae (potato aphid), 783 nucleotides. The record is from the annotation of a GenBank genome assembly. NCBI's taxonomy places the organism in Eukaryota, Metazoa, Arthropoda, Insecta, Hemiptera, Aphididae.
AUGGAUGAGGCUGACAAACGGAGCAUUGAAAAGCAAUCAACGGAAAACAAGUUAGCAAAACGAUGCGAGACGCUAAGAAAUCACGAAGACGUAUCAGGUGAUCUUACCAUCACUUUAGCCGUCAGUAGCGGCCACGUAGAAAUGAGACGUGGUCGCCGAUCCACGAGGCGUAGGCAGAAGAGACACAGGAGCCGAUCCCGGUCCAGUCGCCGUCGGAGUAGGAGACGGGGUAGCGUUAGGGGUACCGAAGAAAAAUACGGAGGAGAUGACUACGACAUGACUACAGACACCGAAGAAGGCGACGAUGACUCGAAAACGGUGGACACGACUGCCAGUCGAGAUGGCGACGGGAGGGCAGUCGGCGACGUCGCCUUCAAUAUCAGACCAGUGGUAGUGAUGACGACGAUAACACCGACGCAGAGGAUACCGAUGCACAGACCAACGGCAGCGGUGGUAGAAUUUUCACGACAGCAGACACCAAGUGCGGAAAUCCUUGUGGAAGCAGACGUCGCCGGAGAAGGAAGAGAAGGAGCAGGUCCUCGAUUAAAUGGACGAUGGGGUACAAGAAGAGGAGAAGUAGAAGAAGAAGGAGAAGGAGAAGGAGAAGGAGAAGGAGAAGGAGAAGGAGAAGGAGAAGGAGAAGGAGAAGGAGAAGGAGAAGUAUUAGUUGUUGCUGUGUCGCCGGCCUUGGCAGAGGCGUGUGGAAUAACAGGCCACAUAUUAUGCACCACUUCUAAUAGCACUGAACCUGACAGAGCCGAUAGCACUCAGGAAGAUACCUGA